GAAGGCGGGGCUGUGCUCUGCAGGUGGGGGCUGUUCUUCCAGGGCAGACGUCCUCCGUGUGGAUCACUGCCCUGAGCCGGGAAGGAAGCCAAACGCCAUCUCACUGGACACUGCUUCCUCUCCUCCGUGCCCCAUUGCAGAUCUCCGGUGUGGUGCAGGGAGAGAGUCCAGCCCUGACAGCUGGAGCCCCAGGGUCUUCAGCUGGCCAGCGUCUCACCCCCAGGGAAGGAUCUCCACAGGGAAGCCUGGUGUGUGCACCAAACCUUCAUCUGCUCCCGCACUGCCCGGUGCUCUCUGCUUCCAGACCCAGCGCUCUUCCCGGAGUGGCUUCUUGGCCUUAGAGACAGCGUUCCCUUAGACCUGCAGCAGCUGCGGACAGAAAUGGACUCACUGUUUGCCGAGGAUGUGGCCGUGGUCUUCAGCCAGGAGGAGUGGGCUCUGCUGGACCUUGCCCAGAAGAAGCUCUACAGGGAAGUGAUGAUGGAGACUUUGAGGAACCUGGCCUCCGUGGUCUCUCAGAACGUCAGUGACGAGAGGACGGGGCAGCUCACCCGGAACAACACCUGGUUCUCCAUGUUGGUGGGAAGCUCGGACUCAAACGACAGCCCAGAUGACAGCCCAAACCAAGGACGAUAUUUCGGAAAUCACACAGUAGAGAACCUCCUGGAGCAUCGUGAUGGCAAUCAGUAUUGGAAAACCCCGAGCUGGAUUCCACAUCUCAGUGAAACACGAGAUCCUGCAGAUCUUGACGGCCGUGAGUCUGGGAAAGACUUCAGGGACCCCUCGUCCCGCAGUCGUCUCAUGAGACCCCACAGUGGACGGCACACCUGCCCAGACCAGGAAGGUGGAGAAGGAGGCCGUUGUCAGCCUCACCCAGCCACUCCUGGGAGAACUGUUAAAAGGAAGAAGUCGCAUAAGUGUAAGGUAUGGGGGGAGGAUUUCCUUUGCAUCUCGGCCCUUAGGAACCCUGUGACGGCACUCACUGAGGAGAAGUGCUUCAUCUGUAACAAGUGCGGACAGGAUUUCUGUACUUUCUCCUCCUUCUGGACCCACUUAAGUGACCAUCAGUGUGAUUGUAAAAAAUGCUCUAAAGCCCGUAGCCCUUUGUCCAUUUUGCGUAAAAAGGUGCAUAAGAGAAAUGAGCCUUAUGAGUGUAGAGAGUGUGGAAAAACCUUUAAUUAUUUCUCAGCCCUCAGUUCGCAUCACAGGAUCCACACGUUAGAGAAACCUUACGAAUGUAAAGUCUGCGGGAAAGCCUUCAGCUUCUCCUCCUCUUUCACCACACACAUACGCACCCACAGCGGAGAGAGGCCGUACGAGUGUCAGGAAUGCGGGAAAACCUUCAUCCAGGCAGCGCACCUCACGACACACAAGCGCACCCACAGCGGGGAGAGGCCGUAUGGGUGUGAGGACUGUGGAAAGGCCUUCAGACAGCCCUCAAACCUCAACACCCACCGGCGGACACACAGCGGAGAGAGGCCGUACGAGUGUCAGGACUGCGGGAAAGUGUUCAGCUGCUCCUCGUCCCUCACGAGACAUAAGCGGACCCACAGAAGAGGGAGGCCGUACGUGUGUAAGCAGUGUGGGAAAGCCUUUGCUCAGCUUGCCCACCUCACCUCCCAUAUACAGUCCCAUCAGGAAGAGACGCUCUCCGAGCGUAAAGACUGAGGACGCCCUUGACGGGUCCCUUACUCCGGGCUUACCACACACAAUACUCAAAAGGCCUCCGGGGUGUCAACAAUGUGGGAAAUUGUUCAGUUAUUCACCAGCCCUCAUCACACAUGAAAUAACUCAAAACAGACACAAACCUUAUGAAUCUAACGAAUGCAGGAAAAUCUUUAGUCAUGCCUCAGCCCUCACUAAACAUAUAGUAACUCACCGGGCAGAGGCCUUAUGAAAACCUUUAUGCCAUGUUCCUUCAACCUUCCCAGACACACAGAGUCCCACAGUGGAGAAAGGCCUGGUGAUUGUACAGAAUGUGGGUGAGCCUUCAGUCGUGCCUCAUCUCUAAUUUAGCCCCAAAGAAUUCACAGCUGAGUACGCCCUUGUCAAUGUAAGCAGCGUGGGACACCCUUUGGUUAAUCCUCACCCCUGACUGUGCACACAGCUCAAGUGCAGAUAAACCAUGUCAGUAAGGAACCUGGAAGAGCCUUCUGUUGUUUCUCAGGCCUCACUGGGCAUAAGAACUAAGAGGCCUUCUACUUGUAAGGGUUGUGGGAAAGGCUCUAGUCAUCCUUCAAUCCUUACUGCACAAAGGACUUAAACAGUGUUAGGAGGCCUUAGAAAUGUAGGAAAGGGUUUUGUCGGGUGCACUCCCUCACUGCAUAUGCAGACUCACAGUGGAGAGGCCUUGUGGAUGCAAGGCAUGUAGCAAGGCUGAGGCUGCACAUCUCAUUUCACCUGUAAGAACAUGUGGUUGAGACGCACCAGGUCAAAAGUGGGAUAUGUCAUCCUUGCGGCUAGAGUUUCAAACAGCACAUUUUCAAAGGCCUUCUGUACGGGAGAGAAACAAGCAAACAAAACACAGUAAGAAAACAUCAUUCACUAAGAGAAGGGGUCAUAGAGGUGCUCUGUGACCUUUGGGGGAAGGCAGUUUCAUUAUAACUCUGAGACUGCCUUCCGAAGUGUGAGUUACAAGUGCAAGAAACAUUGUAGCUUUCUUAAAGGCUUUGGCUACUGAAAUACAGCUGCCAAGGAAUACACUUAAAAAUAUUUGUGUGUGGGUGUGUGCGCGCACGUGUGUUUAAAUGUUUGCGUUAAUGCUGUGUGCCUAUAAUUAAGUACACCCCCAGUAUUUGGUGAAAUAGUGUUUUGUUGGUUUUGUAUUUAACACACUUCCUUCUUAUUGUAAACGUAUUUUUUUGUAAUUAGUAAGUUGCUCGAAGAGCAGUACAUGAGCCUGUAAAUAUUUUGCUUUCCGUUGUACUCUGACCUAGUAGCUUUAGUAUCUAUUGAUAAGUGUUAGCUCUGAUGACAAUACUGUGCUACGUACCAAGUGAUAGUUCCUGUACCUGUCAUUUCUUCUUUGUGUAUUAGUUGUGUUGAUGCUAGAAGUAACUUUCCUUUCUUUACCCUUUAUUUAUUAAAUGUUUAUACCACUACAGACAGUCCCCAGAAUAAGAACAAGUUCUGUUCCUAAGUUUUUCUAUUAAGUCUAACGUGUCUGUACGUCAUUGUUGUGGGUUGAAUUGUGCCCCACAAAACUUUGUGUCGACUUGGCUGUGAUGCGAUACAUCGUGUGAUGUGGUGGUUCUCUGUUUUGUAAAUCUGAUGUAAUUAUCCUCCAUUUAGUGAUGUAUUGUAAAUCUUAGAGUAUACCUGUCUUAAUAGUAGUGAGUUGUUCGUUUUGCUAAUUACGGAGGAUUAAGGUGUGUUAUAUAUUGUCUCCCCGCUUUCCUAGGGGUAUGACUCAAAUCAUGCCCUUGCCUGAGUCACCCUUUAUCUUACAAGAAUUAUUAGGAGAGAGAAGCAGGCAGAGAUGGGAACCUCAUCCCUGCAAAGAAAGAAGAGCCCGAGUGGAGCCCGAGCAUUGGACUCAGGGUAACCGAGCUGAGAACCUCCUAGACCCAGGAGGAGUGCGUUGUAACACUACCUUGAGUAUUCUUGACCUUGGAUUUUAACUAGUUUUGCCAAGACAUGUUGAGAUCUCCAAGAGAUGCUAGUCCCUGCACAUGGUGGACACAG
Molecule: messenger RNA, 3684 nt
Organism: Echinops telfairi (small Madagascar hedgehog)
Lineage: Eukaryota; Metazoa; Chordata; Mammalia; Afrosoricida; Tenrecidae
Product: zinc finger protein 699-like
Exons: 4
Coding region: 382-1668 (428 amino acids)
Biological process (GO): negative regulation of transcription by RNA polymerase II
Molecular function (GO): DNA-binding transcription repressor activity, RNA polymerase II-specific
Source: RefSeq, a predicted model, not a curated record